CCGAGAUUGGGAAUGUACUUACGUAGUACAGUAGAUAGGUAUUGUGUGUGAAGAUUAUUCUACCUGCAUCUCUAUUCGCAUCUCUAUUGAUGCUACAUAAGUAGAUGCAAAGGAUAUAGCAGCUAGCUGGGCUCACCUCAGGAGAACGAGUAGCUAUCCGACUCAUCCAUGGGGAAAGCAAAGACAAAUGGGUCAAUCCCAAAUAAGCACCUCUAUUCGCGCCUAUCCUAUUUACACCAAGCAGCAGCAUUUUUGGGAUCACAACUUGGGAAAACUCCCAUUUCCCACCAAAACGCCGCCGUAUCUGACAUCUCUAAGGAUACGUCGGAACCUUUAGCUGCGCAGCCGUCCCCUACUUCUGACCAGCUAAGGCUCAACUUUACCCGCCAUCUACUGACUGAUCUUCGAGCCACGUCUCUCAAAAGCCAAAUACGCCUUUCGCCAGCAAUAAAACACACAAUCUGCAAGUACUGCGAUACAUUGCUCGUCCCAGGUGAGACAAGUACGUCUGUGGUUGAGAACAAGAGCAAACACGGCAAGAAACCCUGGGCAGAUGUCCUGGUCGUGAAAUGCAACACCUGUGGCCGAGUAACGCGGUGCCCUAUUCACACCCCACGCCAGAAACGCCGGCCAAACAGGAUGCAAGCAUCAGAUAACAUCCCAGAACAUGCAAGCAAAAAACUAGAGCCGGUUAAUAAAAAUAUGGACGCUGCCUGAAAGAUAGCUUGAGUAAUCACUUCGUCUCCCCUCGCAGUCGUGGAACUAGGCUACUGCGUAUGCACUUUGCUCCGCUACCUUUCUUGUUGCAUUUGCACCCCGACCAAGCUUAAAGGUUGAAGCUGGGAAGAGGCGGUCGGGCCAGCGGCACCCAUGAGCAUUAUCAAUACGAAUAUCAACCUAUAAUUUGUACUUCAUAGCUCACUGUAA
Xylaria bambusicola is the source of this 927-nucleotide messenger RNA. Its product is annotated as RNAse P Rpr2/Rpp21/SNM1 subunit domain-containing protein. The transcript has a single exon. Gene Ontology annotation, cellular component: nucleolar ribonuclease P complex. NCBI's taxonomy places the organism in Eukaryota, Fungi, Ascomycota, Sordariomycetes, Xylariales, Xylariaceae. The record is from RefSeq and is a predicted model, not a curated record. Bases 169 to 717 code for a protein of 182 amino acids. Gene Ontology annotation, biological process: tRNA processing.